AAUUAAUUUUCAAAGUUUCAUUCUUCAUCUCCUUUUUGUGGAAAAAAUGACAAUCUUUAUAAUUUAGCAAUUUUUGAAAGUUGAAGAAGAACAAGAGGAAGAAGAAGCAAUUCUAAGAAGUGCCUUUUGCUUUUGUGAGAAAAUCUGAGAAAAAAAAAAUUGUUGUCAAAUCUGGUGUCAUCUCUCCUGCGACAGUAGAGGAAUUUUGGAAGUGGAAACGAUGAGUGAAGAGAAUGUGAAAGGGUCGCCGUAUAGGCGGCAUCAGAAUGAGGAUUUGGAAGCUGGAAGUAGUAGCAAGUCUAUUGUGGAUGAUUGUGGAAGUCCUUUUGAUAUUCCAAGGACUAAGAGUGCACCUAUUGAUCGGUUGAAAAGGUGGAGGCAAGCUGCACUUGUCCUUAAUGCUUCUCGUCGAUUUCGAUAUACCUUGGACUUGAAAAAGGAAGAAGAAAGAAAGCAAUUGAUUGCUAAGAUAAGAACCCAUGCACAAGUCAUUCGGGCGGCUGUUCUUUUUCAAGAAGCAGGGAAAGCAGUCAAUGGGGAUGGGUCUCUUAAAAUGUUGCCUCCAACUACUCCCUCUCUUGGUGAGUUUGAUAUCAGCCAGGAGGAGCUGACCUUUAUUUCUAGAGAGCAUGAUGUUACUGCUUUGCAGCAAUGUGGAGGGGUUAAAGGGGUGUCAGAGAAGUUGAAAACAAAUUUAGAUAAAGGAAUUGAUGGAGAUGAAGUAGAUCUGCUGAAGCGAAAGAAUGCAUAUGGAUCCAACACAUAUCCUCGGAAGAAAGGAAGGAGUUUCUGGAGGUUUGUUUGGGAAGCUUGCUGUGAUACAACCCUGAUAAUUUUGAUGGUAGCCGCAGCUGCAUCAUUGGCGCUGGGCAUAAAGACUGAGGGUAUAAAAGAAGGAUGGUAUGAUGGAGGAAGCAUUGCCUUGGCAGUGAUUAUUGUCAUAGUUGUGACAGCUGUUAGUGACUAUAAGCAAUCACUUCAAUUCCAAAAUCUUAAUGAAGAGAAGCAGAACAUACAAAUUGAGGUCGUUAGAGGUGGGCGAAGAAUUCCUGUUUCAAUAUUUGAUGUAGUUGUUGGUGAUGUUGUACCUCUGAAAAUAGGUGACCAGGUACCUGCAGAUGGAAUAUUAAUCUCGGGUCAAUCUCUUGCACUUGAUGAAUCAAGCAUGACAGGAGAGAGCAAGAUUGUUCACAAGGAUUCUAAAUCUCCUUUCCUAAUGUCUGGAUGCAAAGUAGCUGAUGGAUAUGGAAUGAUGCUGGUGGUAGGUGUUGGAAUAAACACAGAAUGGGGAUUGCUGAUGGCAAGCAUUACAGAGGAUAAUGGAGAGGAAACACCAUUGCAGGUCCGUCUGAAUGGAGUGGCAACCUUCAUUGGCAUAGUUGGGCUCACUGUAGCUUUGCUUGUUCUGAUUGUCCUAAUGAUCAGAUUCUUUACUGGUCAUACUUAUAACCCAGACGGAUCUCCUCAAUUCACAGCUGGGAAAACAAAAGUUGGCAAGGCUGUAGAUGGAGCUAUAAAAAUCUUCACUAUUGCUGUUACAAUUGUGGUUGUGGCAGUGCCUGAAGGGCUUCCUUUGGCAGUUACUCUAACGCUUGCCUAUUCUAUGAGGAAAAUGAUGGCAGAUAAGGCUUUGGUGCGAAGGCUUUCUGCUUGUGAGACUAUGGGCUCUGCAACUACAAUUUGCAGUGAUAAAACUGGAACCUUGACUUUGAAUCAGAUGACUGUGGUUGAGGCCUACAUCUCUGGUAAAAAGAUUGAUCCACCUGAUGAUAGAUCUGAAGUGCCCCCAACUGUGUUGUCUCUGCUUCAUGAAGGGGUGGGACUGAAUACAACUGGCAGCGUUUUUGUACCACAGGGUGGUGCUGCUGUUGAGAUUUCUGGAUCGCCGACAGAGAAAGCUAUCCUCCAAUGGGGUCUCAAUCUAGGGAUGAAUUUUGAUGCAGUACGAUCAGAGGCAUCUAUAAUCCAUGCUUUCCCAUUCAACUCAGAGAAAAAAAGAGGUGGCGUUGCUGUGAAGCUGGAUUCUGAGGUUCACUUGCACUGGAAAGGAGCUGCUGAAAUUGUUCUCUCUUGUUGUACAAGUUUCAUUGAUGAGAAUGGGUCGGUAGUUCCUCUGGGCGAUGAUAAGAUGUCACUUUUCAAGGAAGCAAUUGGCAACAUGGCUGCUUCGAGUUUGAGAUGUGUUGCUAUUGCAUACCGGCCAUAUGAGGUGGAAAAAGUACCUACUGAGGAAGAAAUAGAUCACUGGGAAAUACCUGAGGGUGACCUAAUAUUGCUUGCAAUUGUUGGCAUUAAGGAUCCAUGCCGACCAGGCGUAAGAGAUGCAGUUCAGUUAUGUAUUGAUGCUGGCGUGAAGGUAAGGAUGGUUACUGGUGACAACUUACUAACAGCAAGGGCAAUAGCUUUGGAAUGUGGGAUACUUAGAUCUGAUGCUGAUGCAACUGAACCAAAUCUGAUUGAAGGAAAGAGGUUUAGAGCUAUGUCUGAGGAGGAAAGAAGGGACGUGGCAGAUAAAAUAUCGGUUAUGGGAAGAUCGUCGCCCAAUGAUAAACUAUUGCUUGUUCAAGCACUAAGGAGCAAUGGCCAUGUUGUUGCUGUAACUGGAGAUGGUACUAAUGAUGCUCCUGCAUUACACGAGGCUGAUAUUGGUCUUGCUAUGGGAAUUGCUGGAACAGAAGUUGCCAAAGAAAGUUCAGAUAUCAUUAUACUGGAUGACAAUUUUGCUUCUGUUGUGAAGGUUGUCCGAUGGGGCAGAUCUGUGUAUGCUAACAUCCAGAAAUUCAUCCAGUUUCAGCUCACUGUUAACGUUGCUGCUCUUAUAAUUAAUGUUGUUGCUGCAGUUACUGCUGGUGAUGUCCCAUUGAAUGCUGUUCAGCUACUUUGGGUAAAUCUUAUUAUGGAUACCUUGGGGGCGCUUGCACUGGCCACAGAACCACCAACUGAUCACCUUAUGCUCCGAAAUCCUGUUGGUCGAAGGGAACCUCUAGUCACCAAUAUCAUGUGGAGAAACCUAUUAAUACAGGCUCUGUAUCAAGUUUCAGUUCUCCUGGUCCUCAAUUUCCGAGGUAAACAAAUUCUGCAUUUGGAGCAUGAGACGAGUGCGCGGGCUAUUGAAGUGAAGAACACCUUGAUUUUCAACGCUUUUGUCUUCUGCCAGGUUUUCAAUGAAUUCAAUGCUCGGAAGCCAGAUGAGAUGAAUGUGUUCAAAGGAGUCCUCAAAAACCGUCUAUUUGUUUCAAUUGUCGGCCUCACAGUGGUGCUUCAGGUUAUCAUAAUAUUCUUCCUUGGAAAAUUCACUUCAACUGUGAGACUGAGUUGGCAAUUAUGGCUAGUUUCAAUCGUCAUUGGAGUGAUAAGCUGGCCCCUUGCUGUUCUUGGCAAGUUGAUACCUGUCCCCGAGAAGCCAUUUAGUGAAUAUUUUUCCGAGAAACUACUAAAACGAAGAAAUCGACAGGAGUGUUCAUAGACAUCUACACACACAAACUUAACUAACCAAAAGUAUGUCGUGCUUUGUAAGAGUGGCGUUUCUUUUGCCGCUGUACAGGAAUAUACUGCUAACAUUUCAUUUUGUGGAUGUAGUAGAUCAGUAUAAUUAUAUUUCUUUAAUAUGCCUUUUUAAGUUUGGGGAUGCAGUCAACCUUUUGCAGCAGAUAUUAGUUUUCCCGCGCCUGUAUUCUACUGUGAUGUUCUGGGCCUUUUGUGCUGUUCAUGUAAGAUGGAACUUCUUAUCAUAACCACCUUGCAUUACUUCAAAAUUUUCCAUUUGUAUGUGCACUUGAUCAUAACAUUAUUUUGCUUCUGCAAUGAGAAGAUGGACGAUGUUUUUCGCCA
Molecule: messenger RNA, 3831 nt
Organism: Solanum tuberosum (potato)
Lineage: Eukaryota; Viridiplantae; Streptophyta; Magnoliopsida; Solanales; Solanaceae
Product: calcium-transporting ATPase 10, plasma membrane-type
Exons: 35
Coding region: 221-3466 (1081 amino acids)
Biological process (GO): calcium ion transmembrane transport
Cellular component (GO): intracellular membrane-bounded organelle; plasma membrane
Molecular function (GO): ATP hydrolysis activity; P-type calcium transporter activity; ATP binding
Source: RefSeq, a predicted model, not a curated record